AAAAAAAGAAAAAAAAAAAAGCUUCUCCUCCUCCUCCGGUUUAUCUUGUCGAAUUCGGGAGCCUUUCUCUCUUAUCUCCUCUCCUCCGGUAGAAAGAACCAUGGCGUCGACCACUGAUUUCACCAAAUCUUUGCUUUCUCCUUUCUCCCAUGGAAAUGCGAGUUUGAAUUCGCAGAGAGGUUGUAGACUAACAUGGCCAAAUCAGCACAAGCCUAGAAUUUGCAGAAGGUCUCUUCGUGUGAAUGGAUUAUUCGGAGGUGGAAAGAAAGAUAAUACUGAGGAUGGACAAUCUAAGUUUUCAAAUUUUUCUUCCAUGACUUCGUCAAAGCGGCGUUCCUUGUCGCUGCCUUUUGAGUUAGUAGAAGAGAUACUUUACAAGGUUCCAGUCGAAUCGUUGGUACGAUUCAAAACGGUAUGCAAACAAUGGUAUGCUCUCUUUAACGACAAGAGAUUCAUCUACAAACACUUGGAUCUCUCUCAGGAACGAUUCGUACGACUUGAUGUUGAUGAUCAAUCGAUUCAAGUCUUUAAUCCUGAGACCAAUGCUCGAUUGCCUCUACCAUUCCCAGACGAGUUACACAUUCAAAAACUCAGUAAAACUAUUCACUGUGACGGAUUUUUGCUAUCCGUGUGUACUGAGAGAGGCAGUCCGCUUAAAAUAAAAGGGCUCGCUGUUUGGAAUCCGAUUUUGAGCGGAGUCACAUGGAUUAAACCAUCGAAUUCUUGCAAACUAUUUGAUAUCUACGGUUUUGGAUACGACAAUGUAUCACGUGUCAACUACAAGAUCUUGAGGAUUUAUACAAGCAAAGUACCAGAGAUUGAGAUAUAUGAGUUUAAGUCUAAACUCUGGAGAAGUGUUGAUGCUACUACUCUCAAAUGCGAUGCACUGUGGGAUUCUUUGUCUAUGAAUGGAAACAUGUACUGGCUUGCUCAAAAGAAGAUGGAUAACUCUGAAAUCGAAUUCUUCAUCCAAAGUUUUGAUUUUUCCACAGAAACAUUCAAGCCCAUAAGUUGUGUUCCAGAGGGAACUAAAUGUCAUCGUGGUUAUCAACGAGGAGUACUCUUGUCAGGUUUAGGAGGAGAUAGGCUUACUUUAUUCCAUCAAGUUAGGCAUCUGAAGAUGGAGGUUUGGGUUACAAGCAAGCUGACGGAUGGGGUCAUCUCGUGGACCAAGUAUUUUAAUAUAAGUCCUGAUCCCUCAAUAUCACAAUCCACUUUCCUUGGCAGAAUUUCACCGAAAUACUUCAUCCACAAGACCAACAAGAUCAUGUUAUUGUGCGAGGAAUCUGAUCGCAAGGAGAAGAAUUUUUACACCAAUGUUUACAAAAUUCGUGAGGGUAGGAUCGAAAAACAAGUUGAGAUGACAGUAAGCUACAGAUUGUGUGAUUACCGUUGCAAUAAUGUGUAUGUUCCAAGUCUAGUUCCGGUUCCUUGUUUGAAGGAACUUGGCAGUAGAAAGCCAAAAAAGGAAGUUUAG
Messenger RNA from Thlaspi arvense, 1477 nucleotides. Lineage: Eukaryota; Viridiplantae; Streptophyta; Magnoliopsida; Brassicales; Brassicaceae. The record is from the annotation of a GenBank genome assembly.